USCCCCUUUUCCUGUUGUYAGGAGAUGCAGUUGAUGCRGACGCAGCAUUGUGGUGCUGUGAAUGUGGAGGUUGACUGUGCUUMCUCAGUGGACAUGAGCAAGGUGCAGGAGGAGAUGAGGACCCAGUAUGAGGGCAUGGUAGCGAAGAACCAGAGAGAUGCUGCCAAGUGGUUUGAGAGCAAGGUGCUUCAGAGCCAGAUCACCACCAGCACCACAGAGGUGAAGACCUCUUAGUCUCAGGUGACCGACCUGAAGAGGACCUUCCAGAGCCUGGAGAUUGAACUGCAUGGCCUGCUCACUCAGAAGGGGUACCUGGAGCAGAGCGUCGCUGAUAUAAAUGGCCGCUACAGCUCCCAGCUGAGCCAGCUGCAGGUUUGUAUCAACAGCAUGGAGGAGGAGCUGCAGCAGCUCAACGUCAGCAUCCAGCAGCAGGCCUCCGAGUACCAGAUCCUCCUGGACAUCAAGAUGAGGCUGGAGAUGGAGAUCGCUGAGUACAGGAGGCUGCUGGAUGGAGAGGGAUUCAGGCAUGUGGAGACCAGACAGGAGGUCAGGAAAGUGAUCAUGGUCGAGAAGUUCCAGGAAGUGCAACAAGUCCAGGAAGUGGUGCAAGAGUACAACCCACACAUGCAGAAGCGGGUGAGGGUGAUCGUGGAGGAGAUGGUGGAUGGGAAGGUGUUGUCCACCUCAGUUCAUGAGAAGGUCCAGGAUAUGAACUAACUGAGAAGGCCAGAUAGUUCUGGGAUCUGGUGAAGCGGUAACAGACCAAACAUACUCCUGGACCACACAUACUCCUUGACC
This is a messenger RNA of Salvelinus sp. IW2-2015, 798 nucleotides long. Its product is annotated as keratin, type I cytoskeletal 14. Gene Ontology annotation, molecular function: structural molecule activity. The record is from RefSeq and is a predicted model, not a curated record. Gene Ontology annotation, cellular component: cytoskeleton. NCBI's taxonomy places the organism in Eukaryota, Metazoa, Chordata, Actinopteri, Salmoniformes, Salmonidae.